Phaeoacremonium minimum UCRPA7 is the source of this 3705-nucleotide messenger RNA. RefSeq names its product putative hydantoin utilization protein a protein. The coding region runs from base 1 to 3705 and encodes 1234 amino acids. The record is from RefSeq and is a predicted model, not a curated record. Gene Ontology annotation, cellular component: cytosol. Lineage: Eukaryota; Fungi; Ascomycota; Sordariomycetes; Togniniales; Togniniaceae. The transcript has 6 exons. Gene Ontology annotation, biological process: glutathione metabolic process. Gene Ontology annotation, molecular function: 5-oxoprolinase (ATP-hydrolyzing) activity.
AUGGCAGAAACAAAGGGAUAUCGCCUUGGGGUAGAUGUUGGGGGUACCUUCACAGAUAUAUGUGUCAUCACACCAGAGGGGAGGACGGUUCGUGCAAAGGUGCCAACCAACGUCACAGAUCAGAGCAUUGCAGUGAAGGAGGGGGUUGAUGAAGUCCGCAAGAUACUCAAAGACAACUACGGAUGGGAUGGGCUUUUUGAAUACAUACACCAUGGCACAACAACGGCCACUAAUGCCAUCCUAGAAGGCAAAGGUGCGAAGACUGGGCUCGUAGUAACUGCGGGCCAUAAAGAUGUUCUCGCUUUCAGGAGAUCACAGAUACCUGGUGGACUAGGUGCAUGGAUCAAUUGGCAGCAGCCUACGCCCAUAGUGCCCCUCGAGCGGACGGUUGAGGCGCCGGAGCGCAUUUCUAUCCAGGGCGAAGUCGUGCGUCCACUGGACCAAGAAAGUUUUCGAGAAAGUCUGAAAGAUCUCAAGAGGCAGAAACCUGAUGCCGUUUCCGUCAGUUUGAUCAACUCAUUUGCUAACCCAAUCCAUGAGGAGGAAGUAAGACGGGUCCUGAAAGAAGAGUUCGGCCCUGAUGUCGAGGUUGUGACAUCAACCGAGAUUCUUCCAGAAAUCCAAGAGUAUGAGCGUACUGUUACUACGACUGCAAACGCAAUCGUCAAGCCAAUCGUUAAGCGAUACAUGCAAGGCCUGGAGAAUCUCCUUGCAUCUGACACUAACACAAUACGCAUCCUCAAGUCUGACGGCGAUUUGACAUCAGUCAGUCUGGCAGGGCAACAACCAGUCAAUAUCCUGAUGAGUGGUCCAGCCGGAGGAGUCAUUGGCGUUGGCCAUGUUGUUUCUAAGAACACACCGUACAAGAACCUCAUCACCCUGGACAUGGGAGGGACUUCGACUGAUUGUGCCCUGAUCCCUGGAACCAAUGCUGUGCUCCGCCGAGAGACAAUCGUGGGCUCAUUGACUGUUAAAGCACCUUCAGUUGAUGUUCGAACGGUUGGAGCGGGAGGAGGCUCGAUUGCCAAUUACAACACAUUCACGGCCGCCCUUCGCGUUGGUCCUGAAUCCGCAGGGGCAACGCCUGGCCCUGCCUGCUAUGGCAAGGGUGGCAAUCUGGCGACAGUUACCGAUGCUAAUUUGGUGCUUGGGUAUCUCCCCACAAAAUUAUUGGGAGGAAAGUUCAGCCUGGAUGUUGAUGCAGCUGCCAAUGCUGUCAACAACAUCGCCCGUCAAAUGGGCAUGGAGGCCACACAGGCCGCUGAAGGAAUUAUUGAUCUUGUCAAUGAGACUAUGUAUGGAGCACUCCGAUUAGUCUCGGUCGAGCAAGGUUACGAUCCAAGAGAUUUCGCCCUCGUCGCCUUUGGAGGUGCUGGCCCCCUCCACGCCAAUGCAGUCGGCAAACUACUAGGUUCAUUUCCUGUCAUCAUUCCACCAGCACCUGGAAUUCUGUGCGCACAGGGCGAUGCUACUACUAAGAUGUCCCAUGAACAGUCUUGUACAUACAUUAAGCUCUUUUCGACAAUAUCAACAGAAGAUUUGCGCACGAUGUACGAUCAACUCAAGGUCAGCUGUACUGAGACUAUGAUGGAAGCUCUUGGAGAAAAGUCUCCUGCCCUCCGCAUCGCUUACCAAGCAGACAUGCGGUACAAAGGUCAAGCUCUCACUCUCACGGUUGACAUGAAUGCCGAAGACUUGGGGUCUGAGACGUCUGCCUUGCUCUCAGCACUACGCCAGAGAUUUGCAGCUGCACAUGAACAGCAAUUUAGCUUCUCACUUCCUGAUGCCAUCGAUAUUGAAAUCAUGCGCUUGCGUGUCAAAACCACGGAUGCCACUCCCGAUGUUACUAUCGAAGCUAUCGAAGCCGCUCCUGGUGCUACUCCACCAGAAUCUGCAGUAAUCUCCCGCGGCCCAAUCGUUGUGAACGGCCAAAAAGUUGAAGCUGUUGUCUGGGACCGCGCACUGAUCACCAAGAGCGGCUAUCAGGUGGAGGGGCCUUGCGUCAUAACUGAAAUGGACUCCAAUACACUAAUCUUGCCAGGCUUUGUUGGCGAGAUUGACAACAUGGGAAAUAUUCUCAUCCAGCCCAGUGAAAAAUCUGACACAUGGAGCGACGAACUCACCGACACGGCAGAUUCAGCGCGUGACUAUGUAUCGAAGAACCCACUUGUCCCAACACUCAUCGCUAGUGCACUGGGUAGCAUUCGCCGCGAAAUGGACACCCUCAUGCUUAGAUGUGCUAUGAGCCCAGCUAUAAGAGAACAGCAGGAUGAAUUCAACGUCAUAACUAACCCCCGCGGUCAGAUGCUUGUUGGUCAAUUUGGCAGUUUCAUUGGUCAAUUCCUUGAAAAUUGGAAAGGCACCAUCGAGGAGGGCGACAUCUUUGUCACAAAUGAUGUUUAUCAGACACAAGGUGCUGUAUCUCAUUUGAAUGAUGUGAUUGUGCUUUUGCCUAUCUGGUACCAUGGCAAGAUUGUCGGCUGGGCGGCCAAUUUUGGCCAUUUGACUGACGUCCAGGGCAAGGUUCCCGGUUCUAUGAGUAUUGGCGCUUCGACUAUAUUUGAGGAUGGCCUUCAGAUCCCGUCAGUUAAGCUCUACUCAAAGGGCGAGUUUAAUAGCAGCCUCCUCGAUGUCUUUAUGCGCAAUAGUAGAAUUCCCGAGUGGUUCCAAAGUGAUCUUACGGCUCUGGUUGCCGCUUGCAAAACAGCUGCUACACGAGUUUGUGAGUUAUGCGACCGUUAUGGCAUCGAGGUGUACCGCGCCGCGACCGACUACCUCUUAGAGCGCUGCCACUCAGCCAUUGGCGAGAUAAUCGAGACCAAAUUUGGCAACGAGCGCAGUAGUUUCACCGACUUCAUUGACGACAAUGGGCACGGACUAGGGCCGUGGAAUAUAUCUUGCUCUAUGCAAAAAGAGGGCAAUCGUUUAAUAUUCGAUUGGGAUGGGACCGCACCUCAGUCGAACACAACAAUCAAGAGCAUUCCUACAGAGAACAUUGAGCUCUACUUUCCCCUGAGAAUUGAAGCCAACGAGAGCGUGCCUGAUUCGGGUGGUGCAGGCUUCUAUAGAGGCGGCAACGCACAGAGAACUCUAUACCACUUCCUCUGUCAAGGUGAAGUAUCCCUCCACGAUGAUCGGUGGCUCACCAAGCCAUGGGGAGUCAAUGGUGGCGAGCCAGGCAUGCGUAGCAAGAAGGGAAUAUGGCGCAACAGUUCAUAUGGGACGGACAAGCCCGAUUAUCAGAUUUUGCCCUCCAAGAUGGAUCAUCUUGUUGUCAAACCGGGUGAUGUGCUUGAAUGGGUUACCUGGGGAGGCGGUGGUCUUGGUGAUCCUCUGACACGCCCUGCCGAGAUUGUUGCCGCAGAGGUACAUAGAAAGCUCGUUACAUUUGAGGGAGCAAGGAAGAAUUACGGUGUAGUAGUUGAUAGAGAUGACUUCUCCGUUGACACAGAAGCCACUGAGAAGUUACGAGCCAACAUGAGGGCCCAACGGCCGACGACAUGGGGAGAUCUAACAUACAAUCGCGGGGGCACUCUUAAAGAGGUAUUAGCUGAUGCAGAGAUGGAGACCGGACAGACAGCGCCAAAGCCAGUCUGGGAGGAAACACCUUAUGGGCCACAUGUGGCGCUUCCAUAUGUCAAGAACUGGUACAAGAUGAUGAGAGAACAGGAAGGAUUUAUUCUGGACGAUUUUGUAAAGGUUUGA